Molecule: messenger RNA, 1794 nt
Organism: Salvia hispanica
Lineage: Eukaryota; Viridiplantae; Streptophyta; Magnoliopsida; Lamiales; Lamiaceae
Source: RefSeq, a predicted model, not a curated record
GUUAUGGACAGAAAAAAUGGGUAUGGAUUGUGGAUUGAGGAAGUAGCAAGCGGAAUCCGUGUUUCAGAAUCAGAGCAGGAUUUAUAGAGGAAGAAGGGGGAAUUGAAGCUCUGUAAAUUCAAUGCUUCGUAGCCCAUCUCUCAUUGGUUUAUCUCACGGCCAUGGCCACCCUUUGUCAUCACUUGCCCUCUUUUCACUCUCUUUCCCCUCCUAAAAUAACAUCCUCUUUCCAUCCUACGUCAUCCUACUCCGCCCCCAACCGCCGCCACAACUCUCAUUACCCUGCAAUUUCCUAUUCCGUCGUUAAGAAAUCCCCCAGAGCUAGUAGAAAGACAAAGAGCGAUGAAGAGCUUUGCAAUGAUAUCAAAUGCUUCUUAUCCAGCGUUGGACUUCCUCAAAAUCAUGUGCCUACGAUGAAGGAGCUCUCGCUCCAUGGAAGGCAAGAUCUUGCAAACAUAGUCAGGCGUAGAGGAUAUAAAUAUAUUCGACAGCUGUUAGAGCCUUCAUCUACAAAAAACUUCAUUGGAUCAGAUACAGACACAUCUCAUAUUGGGAAUCCUGAGAUACUUGGUGAAAAUGAAAAGCAGAAUGUGUUGUUUGUGGGAGUACCGUCAGAUCUGACUAUAGAGGAAGACACUAAUAGUUUCAUAGGGGAAGAUGAAGGACUCCAGAUAAACGAUCAAAGAUCUCCUGCUGCGGAUUCCUUAUCCUUGCAGGAAAAGGUGGCCAGGUUUAUUCAGCUCGGGGAACUGGAUGCAAGUGAAGAUGGCAAAGGAAGUACCAGUGACGAAAAGGGUGACGAAGAAGGGAAAACAAUUGAAUCUGAAAAUUCUAAUGAACCUGAAUUUGCAUUGAGUAUGUUAAAUGGAAUUUCCACUGCAUCAGCAUUGAAGGUUGAAGAACCAGCAUUAGAAACUAUCACCUCCAGAAAUAGUUAUAUUUCAACAGAAGAACAAACAAAUACUAGUGGUGAGGAUAUGGAUGAUGAGAAACAGAAAGCGGAGAAUCAAUCAUAUAUCAACCAUCUUAGGUUCUUGCUGUAUGAAAAAGAAAGGGAACUGGCCCAAUUGAAGGAGCAGAUUGAAAAGGAAAAGUUGUUCUCAUGGCUUGCUCUAUCUCUUUUGCAUAGUAAAGCAGAAGAAGAAAUAAGCAACACCCACGAACUUAUUUCUGAGAAAGAGACUGAAUUACAUGAAGCAGAAGAAAUAUUUUCUGGACUAACAGAGGUUGAGAUCCAGUAUUCAGGGGAAGCAGAGACUGUGGAGCUAGCAGGCAGCUUUAAUGGCUGGCAUCAAAAAAUUCCAAUGGAAUCACAAUCAACAUCAUCAAGUGUCACUUACCCUACUGAAUCCAGGACAUCUCAAGAUUGGCGAGUGGUGUUGUGGCUGUAUCCUGGAGUUUAUGAGAUAAAGUUUGUUGUCGACGGUGAUUGGAAAAUUGAUCCUGAAAGGGAGACAGUAAGCCGUAAUGGUGUACAUAACAACAUUCUUCGGGUAGAUAGUGUAGAUGAUCCUGCUACUCUGUGAAGUUGGGACUAUAUUCAUAUCUUGAGAAAAAAAUGACUAGGCAGGUAGGAGAUGUCUUCCCUUGAUGAAUAUCUGAUAAUGAUUUUUUUCAUAUACAAGCAUCACUCUACGUAUAAUCAUAUUCCCUUGAACUGCACUCUGCACAUGAAGAAUAUCGCCUAGCACGUGAGAGGGAUGUGUAGUAGCAACAGAAACGCUUAGUCUUGACUCUUGACACUCUCCACUUCUUGAUUUCUACUCUGCGAAUGUGUAUGUGUUUGCUUUGUUA